GCAUGGCACAAAAUAACACCGAAAAUCAUGAUUUAGGGUGAAAAAAAUUUAAAUUUAAAUCGAAAGUUGUUUUCCCAGCCCUUAAAGCCCAGAUGGACAGCGCCGAUGAGCAGCUGCAGCUGGAUCUGGACAGGAUAUCGAUGGAGAGUCGCCAGGCCAGCAGUUUCGAUGACCUCAUCGAGCUGACCAACAACUCGGAGCGUCUGAUGGCCAGAGUCAAUUCCAGCUUGGAUGACCUAAACACCGCCCUCGACAACCUGGAGGCUCGAACGGACCGGGUUCUGGUCGAGAUUCGGAGGCUAAUCAGCUCGGAAAUGCCGGCACAAGGUCCGCACGAUGGAUGUGGCGAUCCAGAUGCCAGGGCGUAGGCGGGCGAAUGGCUGUGAUACGUAAUGUGAUAAUAAAUAAAUGUAUUUUAUUUUCAUAUCG
Messenger RNA from Drosophila melanogaster (fruit fly), 429 nucleotides. RefSeq lists its product as uncharacterized. Lineage: Eukaryota; Metazoa; Arthropoda; Insecta; Diptera; Drosophilidae. The record is from RefSeq and is marked reviewed. The transcript has a single exon. Bases 93 to 368 code for a protein of 91 amino acids.